ACAGGCGUGAUAGCGACGUACAAAGCUAAUAGAAAAGUUUCGCUUUGUUUCUCGCGUUGAAAUUUAACACCACAUUUUAAAACAAGACAAGGUGUCUCUGUGCAAUGGACGUCAUGCAGAGGAGACGGUUCCACGAGGACACGGUUCAGUACAAACUGUUCCUGGUCCCAACAGACGCGUCAACGUCUCAGCAAACAGCGGAACAUCUCCCACGUCUCCUGGACGAGAUCCUGGCUAAGGUCGCCCCUCUCGUGAUCCAGCACAUCUGGCAGCAUCAGCCCUUCCACCUCAAGUGUCACCCCGAGAAAGGUGAUGAACCUGCUCACAUCGGGGGCAGCACUCAGUUUGGGGACAAUGUGGAGGAUGAGUGGUUUAUCGUCUACCUCCUGCAGCAGAUCACAGAGAACUUCCCACAGCUUGCAGCCAGAGUUGAGGACAACGAUGGGGAGUUUCUUCUGAUCGAAGCUGCAGAUUAUCUUCCCAAGUGGCUGAAUCCAGACACCAGUGAACUCCGGGUCUUCCUCUAUAAGGGGGAAUUGCACAUCCUUCCCUGCCCGACCAAAUCCAGUCCAGUGGGCUUCUCGAGGGAUGUGGUGCCCAGUGUGGAACAAGCUCUGACGCUGCUCUCCACGCACACAGGCGCCUGUCGAGCUAGUCCGAAGAUUUGUUCAGCCCUGAGGAAACGACUAGAGGGGUACCCAGAGAAGGUUAAGACAAAUCUCCACCACGCCCACUGCUUCAUACCGGCAGGUAUUGCCGAGGUGCUGGCACAGCGGCCAGACCUAGUCGCCCCGGCAGUGUCAGCAUUCUACCUGCGGGAUCCAGUGGAUUUGCAAGCGUGUCGGAGCUUCAAGACCUUUCCUCCUGUUACAAGAGUCUUGGCAUCGGUGACAUUCACCCGUUGCCUUUAUGCUCAGCUGCAGCAGCAGGAGUUCACCCCCGACCGGAGGAGCGGCUUCACACUGCCUCUUCGCUCUCAUCCCCAGUACAAAGCCCACGAGCUUGGCAUGAAACUGGCACAUGGCUUUGAGAUCCUGUGCUCAAAGUGCAGGCUGCCGUCAUCAGAGCCUGAUGCCCCCGUCAGCUGUAACCCUCAGUGGAAAAGCUUCAUGGAUAGUCUGAAGAGGAACGGCUACUUCCAGGGAGAGCUGGAAGGCUCGAGCCAUUACAGAGAACUCACACGAUCUGCAGAGAACUUCUUCAAACAGUCAGUCGCCACAACAUCGAGUGCUUUGUCCCAGGGUGAGGAGGUUCUCCGUCUUCUGCAAAGCUGCAAUUCCUUCGACUUGGAGGAGCUGAGGAAACAAGAGUCACAGCUCCCCCAAGAGGACAGUGACAGCUGGCUUGAUAUCACAGCUCAGGAUUUGGAGCGUAUGUUGCAGGAGAGGAGCGGGGGGAGGGCUGAUGUUGGCAGCCAGAACUCAAGCUCCACCAAACAGACACAGCCCGUCACGGGUGCAAAGGAGAAGAGAAAAGAGAUAGAGGGCGACAAGGAGGAAGAGGAGGCCAAUUACAGCCUGGUAGCUGUCAGUCAGGGGAUGAAGAACUUCCUCAGCUCCAUGGCAUCGCAUGAGGGAGCUGAGCUUCCUUGGAGCGGCUCAGCUCAUCCUUUCAGUUUUGAGCCGGACUCGAUGUCCAACGCUCUGGACAGACUGCUCGGGAGUAAAGAAGAAGAGCUAGAUUCAGACGAUCUAGAUGAUGAUGAUGAUGACGAAGAGGAGGAGGAAGAAGAAAAAGAGGAGGGGUCAACUGGUCACGAUGAGAGAAAUGGAACAGAAACGUUGGACAGUCUGAGAGGAUACAUGGACCAAAUGGAUUCGGAGCUGAUGGGCACUAAUAUUGGAAAAAGCUUCAAUCCAACAGAUUACGCCAAUGCAGACGUGGAUGAGACAGAGGAGGAGAUCCAGCCUCUUGACGUGGACUUAAACCUGAUAUCAAACCUGCUGGAGUCCCUGAGCUGCCAGGAGGGUUUGGCUGGACCAGCCUCCAACCUGCUGCAGAGCCUGGGCCUACACCUUCCACCCAACUCCGAUUCCUCAUAACGAAGAAGAAACUAAUGGUUGAGGAAGUAUAAGAAUAAAAAGUAUCGACCACCAGCCAGGGGCAGCAUCUCAAACUGUCAACAGAGGGACUUUUGUAACUUCUGUGGCAUUCAUCCAUGUAAAAGUUGCCAAGUAGAGUUUUCACUGUGUCCAAAUGUGUUUUUGUUUACAUUCCUUCAUCGUGUUCUUUAAGACGAGCGGAGACAAAGAAGACAUUUAUACAUUCAUCUAUUCUAAAUGUUUUGAAACCUGCAUCGUUUGCGGUUUACAGGUAAUAAUAAAUUGCACAAGUACAAAAAGGCAAGAAGCUCAGAAGAUGUGCAGCAGAUGCAUUUAAUUGAAUGGGAAGAAAAAUACAUGUCACACAUUAAAACAUUUCAUUAAUACACAUUUCAGAUUGAUGGCCCCAUCAGUUUUCUGUGAUGGGGUCGUAUUUGUGGCAGUGUGUAAAGAAAUGAGUUUAUCUUCAGUUUUGGUUGCACUGAACAAACAGAUGUGUUGCCAUGAAUCUGUAGAACAAGUUGUUAUUGUUCUUUUUUUUUCAUGAUACUCUGAAAGUCUUGUCUUGUGAUCUAAAGCUCAGUAAUUCCAUGUUUUUUGGACGGUAACUAAAAGUGAAAUGAUAAUGUACAAUUUUCUACAGUGGAUAUUCAUGCUGCUAAUGUUGAAAUACAUGUACUGAUGGUGUUUUUUAACUGCACUUACAAACUUAAGUUAGAAACGGAAUAAAUAUUUUUGCAAGUAAAUUUAUUUUAGUGUUUUUUCAGUUGUUAAAUGUAAA
Molecule: messenger RNA, 2823 nt
Organism: Limanda limanda (common dab)
Lineage: Eukaryota; Metazoa; Chordata; Actinopteri; Pleuronectiformes; Pleuronectidae
Gene: ecd
Product: ecdysoneless homolog (Drosophila)
Exons: 14
Coding region: 105-2042 (645 amino acids)
Cellular component (GO): nucleus
Source: RefSeq, a predicted model, not a curated record